Messenger RNA from Naegleria lovaniensis, 861 nucleotides. RefSeq lists its product as uncharacterized. The transcript is spliced from 4 exons. The record is from RefSeq and is a predicted model, not a curated record. Bases 1 to 861 code for a protein of 286 amino acids. NCBI's taxonomy places the organism in Eukaryota, Heterolobosea, Eutetramitea, Acrasida, Naegleriidae.
AUGUUAUGGCAAGACAUUACAGCCGAACAGAUACAAUCCGUACUUUCUGAUGUAUCGAAUGUUGAGGACUUGAAACAGAAUAUGAAUGAAGUUUUGGAUUUGUAUGAGCUCUAUCCGAACUUAUCCGUAAAACAAUAUGAAAUUCUUUCGGAUUUAUUCAUGCAUACGAUCAUGUUCUGUAUGAGAAAUAGGUUUACUCUCGAGAAGAUUUCUGCCUUAUUUACCAUUGUAAAGGAAAUUCAUAAGGAUACGUCGAACAAUGAUAUUUCUCUGUACGACAGUUUUGUUCAUUUCAAACAGCUCGUCACAAAAUAUAGUGUACAUAGACCUCCCUUCAGCAUUGAGGUGUUUCAUGUCGACGACGUGAAGAAAAUUUCAGAAUAUGUCUAUAACACAUUUUACCGUCACUACAAAAUGUAUCAAUAUGUUUUUUGCCCAAAGCAAACAGCUUCCGUCACUAUUGUACCUUCUCCAUCACAAUUAAUUCUCCCAAAACCAUUCGAGAUGCUUGGUUUGGGAAAAGCUAUGACUCAGCAAGAAUUCCAAGAAAAGAAGCAACAACAACAGUUGGCUGAUGACACGAAAGCAAAACAAAAUACUACAACUCCUCAAGCUACUCCUCGAGUUGAGAACAAUGAACAACCAAUAGCAAAAGAAGAAGCACCACAAUCUGAGACAUCACAAAAGAAACAACCUCCACAUCCUCAAAUUCUCAAACAAUUGGAACCUAUCAAAAAAGAAAUUGAGGAAAUGACUCAAAACAGAAUUUCAGAACUCGAAUCCAGAAUAUCUGAGUUGGAGCAAAUGGUCGCAGAAAAGAAGCCUCUAAGGCACCAGUCAAACGAUAAAACCUUUCAUUAA